Molecule: messenger RNA, 2653 nt
Organism: Oryzias melastigma (Indian medaka)
Lineage: Eukaryota; Metazoa; Chordata; Actinopteri; Beloniformes; Adrianichthyidae
Gene: gata6
Product: GATA binding protein 6
Exons: 7
Coding region: 245-1708 (487 amino acids)
Biological process (GO): negative regulation of transcription by RNA polymerase II; cell fate commitment; positive regulation of transcription by RNA polymerase II
Cellular component (GO): nucleus
Molecular function (GO): DNA-binding transcription factor activity, RNA polymerase II-specific; RNA polymerase II cis-regulatory region sequence-specific DNA binding; zinc ion binding
Source: RefSeq, a predicted model, not a curated record
GGAGGAUGGGAAUCGGACGCGGAUGCGGAUGGAGCGGAGUCUCUUAAGAGCGCCCGCGCGCAGAAUGGCAGUCAGAGCUGCAGCGCGCACCGGGAUGACACGGGGAUCGUUCACGCGCGCUCUAUAGUUCAGCCGCGAUGGUUAUUUCAUCCAAAGAUGACAGAAACGGCAGCAGGCGGUGAUUUCCAGGCUAGAACUCUCCGUCCUUUUUAUUACCCCAGCGGUGUAUGGAAAUCGCUCCUGGAUGGACCUGGGUGACAACAGCUGGUCCAUGGUCAAGCGAGAAGUUUCCAGCAGCCCAGGCUCGCCGGCGGAGCAGACCUACCUGCCCGGUGACAGCAGGCGGGACGGGCCCGCCUCGGAUGAUCUGAGGACUCCUCCGAGCGAGCUGGACGCGCUGGGGCACCGGCGCGCGGACAGCCGGUCGCUACACUCCUACCUUCACUUCGGACACCACAACAACCCCCUGAGCGCCGAGGACAUCCCGCUGUUUACGGAUUUGGAUCAGGGCAGCAAACUCGUGCUCUCCGCGGGCGCGCACAAGGCCAGCCUGCUGGUGGACCCUACCGACAUGUACCAGACGCUGGCCAUCGCGGCGGCGCAGAGCCAGACUGGAUACGAUUCCUCCUCCGCGGGUUAUAUGCACUCCACCCCCAACUCCCCCGUCUACGUGCCCAGCUCCCGCGUCAACCCCAUGAUCCCCAGCCUGUCGUACCUGCAGGCCAGCGGCUCGGCGCAGCCCAGCCACGCGGUCAGCAGCCACUCGGUGUGGUCCCAGUCCGCCCCGGAGAGCCCGUCCUACAGCAGCGGCAGCCCGCACGCCUCCAGCCGCUUCCACUACCCCCCCAGCCCGCCCAUGAACAACGGGACGCCCCGGGACGGCAGCUACAGCAACGCGCUGAACGUCAGCGGCAGGGACCAGUACGGCCUCUCCCGCCCCACCUACACCAGCCCAUACUCCCCUUAUGUUGCCCCCCAGCUGCCCUCACCGUGGACCGGGGGGCCCUUCGACAACACCAUGCUGCACACCCUGCAGAGCAGAGGCGCGCCCCUCAUCCGAGGACCAAACGGAGUUUCAGACAUCCUGGACGACAUGGGGGAGAGCCGCGAGUGCGUCAACUGCGGCUCCAUCUCCACGCCGCUGUGGAGGCGCGACGGCACGGGCCACUUUCUCUGCAACGCCUGCGGCCUCUACAGCAAAAUGAAUGGGCUGAGCCGGCCAUUAAUUAAACCGCAGAAGCGCACGUCGACCUCCAGGAGGAUCGGCCUGUCCUGCGCCAACUGCCAAACCAGCACAACUACCCUGUGGCGCAGGAACGCGGAGGGGGAGCCGGUGUGCAACGCCUGUGGGCUCUACACAAAACUGCACGGGGUACCUCGACCUCUCGCCAUGAAGAAAGAAGGCAUCCAGACAAGAAAAAGAAAACCCAAAACUUUGAGUAAAACUAAAGGAUCCUCAGGCAAUAACUCGGUCACAAUGACUCCCACAUCCACCUCCUCAUCAAAUUCUGAAGACUGCUCCAAGACCAGUUCUCCUUCCGGACAGGUCAGUUCGUCCGUGCUGUCCGGCUCCGGAGAGGGAACAGGCUCCGGCUCGGCCGUCAAGUACCCGGGACAGGACAGCCUGUACACUAGCGUGGGCCUGACCCAGUCCUCAGACGUAGCUUCCGUCAGAGGCGAACCGUGGUGCCCCAUGGCCUUAGCGUGAACAUUUCACUUCAUUUGUGGACAAAUUUAAGCCAAAACACAAACUCCGUCUCACCUGUCUGGAUGCUGCAUCUCGUGGAUGUAUCUGGAGAGCCGAACUCGGAGUUCUCGCAAGCGUGGAGUAUCCUGGAUCGGGAGUCUUGUUGCUAAAGUGAACGGAUGGUUCCUGGAUCUGCUGCAUGCCUUGACCCGUCUCUCCGUUUGGUGGCACAGAACCAGAACCGGGUUCUUCAGAGAAAGCCACUCUGUACAUAAAGGAUUUCCUCCCUGAAGAAAAAAGCUGUUGAUGGUUAAACAGUUCUUUGGACUUUUAGAUUUUAGAUUUUUCCACAACUGGAAUCGAGAGACAACUUUUAACAAAUCAAAACCAAAAAAAAUAUAUUUAUAAAUCUUCCAUUGUCGAGAAUAUGGCUCUGAUUGUUAAUAAAGAUAGAGUAGAAGGUAAUUGAUUGUGAAGUCUUCUUGUUUUUCUUUGUGGAAAGCUCUUACUUGGUUUAAACAGGGUAGAAAUGUGUUUGUCUGUUAAUCGUUGACCACGAAAAUCGCAAAUAAUCAAAUCCUUUGGACUCCUCCUGCAAACGGAGAGCUUGUCGACUGUGGGGGGAUGAAGGUACUUCUGUCUGGCAUGUAAAGCAGCAGCAUGGCGUCUUUGGAACAAAGCGUACAGUCAGAGAGCUGCAGGUCGACUGCGUCUGUUUGACAUGUUGCUUCACUGUAAAUACGACCAGAGUGGAGAGCGAGGCCGCGUCUGAACAAAAACCUCUCAUGUGAGGGUUUCUGAAAGGUUACAAGCAAACCAAAUUCAUAUUUUAUGUCAUUCACUCUUCCAGACUUAUUUAUUUCUUGAAAUUUGAUGUUUUAUUUUUGGAUGUUCCUUUAUUUGUUUUCUUUUUUUCAAGAGAUUAUUUCGUUUAAAUUCAGCCCAAUAAAUUCUUCUGUUAAUGCA